UAAUUUUUUUCUUAUGUAUGAACAUACCAUUUUGAAUGUCCAUACGUCAAAGUCCUAUGGAUUAAUGAAUGAUUCACAUAAUUUUCUAUAAAAACAACUGAAAAUCUUACAUAAAGAUGUACUAGAUUCUUUAAAUUCUUACUUCACUUAUAAUUACACUGCUCUAAUUCCCUAAAUGUGAACAGUGAAGAAAAUCACGUUAGGUAUCUACCAUAUCGACCGUGUAACGUGGAUUCCAUGUUGUAUAAAUGUUUCGCAUAUGCGACGACAAAGUAAAGGAAAAGAAAUGGUAGUAUAGGAACUAAGAAGACUCGUAUAAAAAAUGUUAUUAUUAAGAUUAAAUCUAUAUGUAUUGUUUUGUUCCUAUACUCUCAUACAUAUAGAAAGAACGUUCACCAAAACAAUAUUUAAUUUUUAAAAUUAAGCCCCACCCAGGGUUAUAUCAUUUACGUAUAAACUCACCGUCUCUAAGUACUGCAGGUGUUGCAGGUGUAACUGGUACAAGUAGAGCAUUUUCCGAAUAAUAUUCAAAAGGUGAUCCCAUACCAGCUGCUGAGAGCAAUGGAUUUUUCACUUUGCGCGACGUUCCACUCAUAUUAUAUUUUUAUUAUUAAAGAUGCAUUACACAAACUAUUAACCAAUCUUCCAUUACGAUGCUUUAUUAAAUGUUAUAAACACGUCUCCUACUCAAAGAUUACAGUAAGAUUGCGAGAGCACAUUCACACUAUGCAAACACAUGUUCACGUCACGAGCGAGCAUAAAUGUUAAGAUUCUUUAUGGAGGGGGGAAAGUGAACUAAUAAAACUUGACUUUGAGAACCUCUGUUAUAAAAGCGGAAAAUCGAUGUACUCUUUACGAUCGUAUCGUACUCUAUCGAUAUUAACGGAAUUUUUACGUCAAAAUUUUUUAAUUAAUUUCUUCCUUUUUUUUUUUUUUCUUUUUUUGCGAAUCAUGCUUGUAUAAAUUAAAUUUCUCGUCUAAAUAUAAGUUAUGCAAUAACACGUUAUGACGUAAAACAUAUAAUUAAUAAUAAUUUUGAAUUGUAAAAAUUUUAAUUUUAAUUCGAGAUACUACCGCUAGGUGCGUCAUCUCAUUGUUUAUACGGAACUCUACGUACGUUUCGUAAGCGUUUAUGAAUUUUGAACUGAAUUGUUAACAAUGGGUGUAAAAGAUCUUUGGAAUAUUUUAUCGCCUUUAUGCGAGAGAAAGCCGUUGUUCGAACUUCAAGGAAAAGUUAUAGCAAUUGACUUGAGUUGUUGGAUAGUAGAUAGUCAAAGCAUCACUGAUAAUAACAUUCAACCAAAAAUGUAUCUUAGGAAUCUAUACUUUCGUACAGCAUUUCUUCUUACACAAGGAAUAAUACCAGUAUUUGUAUUAGAAGGGAAAGCACCAACAUUGAAGCACAAAACUAUUGAAAGAAGAAAUAAUGUUCGAGCUGGAUUUCAGGAAAGAAAGAUUUCUAGGACAGGGGGAAGAACUAAUUUUAAUAGAAUUCUUAAUGAAUGUAAAGAGCUACUUAGAUAUAUGGGUAUAGCAUGUGUACAAAGUGAAGGUGAAGCUGAAGCUAUGUGUGCUUAUUUAAAUGAGGAUGGUCUUGUCGAUGGUUGUAUAAGUCAAGAUAGUGAUUGUUUUUUAUAUGGCGCAAAAGUUGUAUAUCGAAAUUUUUGUAUGAGCGCUCAAGGAAAUAGAUCUGGUACUGGUGGUGCUGUUGAUGAGUAUAAUAUAGAAAAAAUAGAAAAUACAUUAAAUUUAGGAAGAAAUAAAAUGAUAGCACUUGCUUUAUUAUGCGGAUGUGAUUAUAAUGAAGGUGUAAAUGGUGUAGGAAAAGAGGCAGCUUUGAAAUAUUUUAAAACUGUCAACGAUUCUUGGUUUUAGAAAGAACAUAAUAUUUUUUAGAAUAAAAAGUGGCGUACUGAUACGAAUUUUGAAAAAAUGGAAGCAGAUUUAUUAAAUCCUAAUUUAUGUACAUCAUGUGGUCACUCAGGAAAGUUACACAAACACAAAUCAGGUUGCAUAGAAUGCUGGUACUGUUAUUAAUGCAAAGAUACAUAUAAAGAGAAAAGAGCACUUAUAUUAAAUGAGAUACAAAUUAUAAAAAAGACUCGUCUUAAAGAGGAUUUUCCAGAUCAAGAACUCUUAGAUGAAUUUCUUAUUCGAAAACAUUCUGUACCAUCCAAAUUAGAUUUAGAAUGGAAACAGCCACAAAUAGAUAAAUAUAUUGAUUUUGUUGAUAAAUAUUUAACUUGGGACCCCAAUAUGCGUUUUGACAAAAUUUCUUUGGUAACAAGAUGGCAGCUGCGUUAUCUACCAAAUAUUUCUUCUGAUAUGUAUUUGUCGAUAAAUAAUUUAUUUAUACCUGAAAAAAUAAAGAAAGUACGGAAUAUAAAAUCUAUCGCCAGUUAUGAAAUUAUAUGGACAGAUACCACUGGUAUAAGAGAGAAAUUAAAAAUGUACUAUGAUAUAUCAGAUAAAGAAAAUAACAGUGACGAUAUUACAAAUAAUGAACUUGUAACUAUCGAGCCACAAGACAUCGUCUUGAAAUGUUAUCCAGACUUAGUUGAAUCUUUUGAAACGGAAAAGAAUAAAAAGAAACCACCAAAAAGAACUGCCAAUAAACGGCAACGAAAGCUAAUUAAAGAUAAAAAUGUUAAUACCAUCGAAGAAGGUAACGCGAAAAAGUCUCAAAGAAAAACUAAGAAAAAACUUGUCGAAGAUAAAAAUAAUAGAAAGAUCGAUGAGUUUAUCUUACAAAAUCGACCAUUAUCAUUAGAAGAAUCAUUUGAAAGAAUGAGUAUAACGCCAAAAAGAUCUAAACAAGGAUGUGAUUCUAUCGAGAAUAACGUUAACAAGAAUAUUGAUCACAAUUUCGUAAAAUAUUCAAAGGAUGGUGUUAAACAUCCGCCUCAGAUGAGAAGAGUAUUAGAAUUAGAAAAAGUUAAUAUAAAAUUAGAUAAUACAUUAGACAGAAUGUUUCUUGAGCUUUCUCCUGAAGAUUUUACGAGCGAAACUGAGGAUGCCGAUUUAAAUAUGACAGGGAUAAUAGAUAGUUUAUGUAAUAGAUAUACUUUUCAAGAUGAGUAUAGAGAUAAUGAAAUUUCUAACAUAAUUAAAAAUGAUUCAGAUAACGUAAUCGUUUCAACGAGUAAUCAAAAUCUUGUUGAAGAUAUGGGAAGUGCAAAAUAUGACUCUAUCAAAUGUGAUCAUGAUGUAUCAAUCACAAAAUGUACAAUGAACGAUAUUCCAGAUGAAUUUGAUGAUAUAGAAUCUUAUGUACCAAUAUAUGAAAGAAUACAAAGGAGAUGUAAAAAGGAUACGACUAGAAAAAGUAAAAGAUUUAGCAUAGCAAGAUGUAGUUUCGACUUUGAUGCUCUUAUGAAUGAAACAGAUAUAGAAAAUAUAUAGCUUUUGUAUGUAUUGUACUUAGAUAUAUUUUUUAUGUUAAAUGUUAAAAAAUUUAAAAGAAUUUUUAUACGGCAAAUAUUAUAAUAUUG
This is a messenger RNA of Vespa velutina, 3491 nucleotides long. It is a transcript of the gene Gen, whose product is annotated as flap endonuclease GEN. NCBI's taxonomy places the organism in Eukaryota, Metazoa, Arthropoda, Insecta, Hymenoptera, Vespidae. Gene Ontology annotation, molecular function: four-way junction DNA binding; 5'-flap endonuclease activity. The record is from RefSeq and is a predicted model, not a curated record.